UCAUCAUCAAGCCUCAGACAGCACCACACCCAGAGAGCAGAGAGCAGAAGCAGCUAGCUAUCUAUACAUCGAGUGAUCGACCAUCCAUCGUCACGCACACUGCUCACACGCGAGGCAGGCAGAGAGAAACAGAGAGAGCUAGGAGCAGAGAUGGUGAAGAUUCCGAGCCCGAGGAGGCUGUUCAGGAGCCGGUCCAAGAGCACGGCGGGCGGCAUCGGCGGGGUGGACAUGUGCGCCAUGGUGGCCGAGCACGAGAGGAUCGAGUGGGAGGUGCGCCCGGGCGGGAUGCUGGUGCAUAAGCCCGACGACGACGGCUGCGACGACGCCGUCGAGGCCAUCCUGGUGAAAGUAUCCGCCGGCUGCGGCGGGUGGCAGCACGACGUGUCCGUCGACGCCACCGCCACCUUCGGCGACCUCAAGGUGCUGCUGUCGCUGGCCACUGGGCUCUGGCCCAGGGAGCAGCGGCUCCUGUACCGGGGCCGGGAGAGGGACGACGGCGACCACCUGCACAUGGCCGGCGUCCAGGACAAGGACAAGGUGCUGCUCCUGGAAGACCCUGCCGUGACCGAGAGGAAGCUGAGGUCCACCAGCCUCGCGCAGCUCAUGGGGGUGCCCUGCCACUCCUUCAUCCAAGUAUAGAAACCCACACAUCCUCCUGAUCGAUCGAUUUUUCUUUCUUUCUCGCCGGCUGCUCUUGCUUGGGCGAAGAUCGAUCGUUUUUCCUUUCUUUCUUAGUUUUUUGGUUUUCACACAGAGCCAGAGCCUGGAUUCGGCCGGUUAAAUCAAAACAUCUGCAUCGUUAAAACACAUUUUCGUACAGUACAGUACAUAUUGUAAAUUAUUCUUGCAAUUUGUAUAAGGAAACAAUGACGGUGACUGUGCUCCUUGUACAGUUUU
This is a messenger RNA of Triticum aestivum (bread wheat), 897 nucleotides long. RefSeq names its product BAG family molecular chaperone regulator 4-like. The transcript has a single exon. Bases 151 to 639 code for a protein of 162 amino acids. NCBI's taxonomy places the organism in Eukaryota, Viridiplantae, Streptophyta, Magnoliopsida, Poales, Poaceae. The record is from RefSeq and is a predicted model, not a curated record. Gene Ontology annotation, molecular function: protein binding.